AUGGCUGCCAGAAAAGGGAAUAUGACGGCAUCAAAUCUGGAGGCAUCCAAAUCGGUGUUGUUGCAACCUCGGGAUAGCGCACACCGCUCGCAUCCGGGGGGUAUGGGAAUGGUAUUCUCAGAAAAAGAUAUCUGGCGUCCAGAUCUAGAAUCACUACGGAACGGCUGCGAGAUGCAGCCAAAAAUACACGGAAAGAUCGACCUUUCGGGCCCAUCUCGGCGCGAAUCUGACGCCUCGUCUGCAUCUCGCUAUUCUCUGCGACAUGCGCGGCUGCACUCGCCGUCUCUAGGUGGAGCAAUUGCUAUGCGGUCGUGA
Sparassis crispa is the source of this 315-nucleotide messenger RNA. RefSeq lists its product as hypothetical. The transcript is spliced from 4 exons. NCBI's taxonomy places the organism in Eukaryota, Fungi, Basidiomycota, Agaricomycetes, Polyporales, Sparassidaceae. Bases 1 to 315 code for a protein of 104 amino acids. The record is from RefSeq and is a predicted model, not a curated record.